This is a messenger RNA of Cercospora beticola, 1356 nucleotides long. RefSeq lists its product as uncharacterized. Lineage: Eukaryota; Fungi; Ascomycota; Dothideomycetes; Mycosphaerellales; Mycosphaerellaceae. The record is from RefSeq and is a predicted model, not a curated record.
AUGAGCGGUCGCACAACCAACGGUACCCGUCGCACAGAUGCAGGAGGCGUCGAAAAGAAAGCUUGGGCGAGCGGUCGCGUUCUCACUGCUGAGCAGCGUCAACGAAAGCAAGAGGUCGAUCGCAAGGCCAACAGGUUUUUGAAGAAAGAAGUACAAGACCGACUCGCCCUGCUAGAAGCACGCGUCCUACAGCUGGAGGCCUCUGGUCCUAAAGGCGAAACCAAAGAUGCGCCCGCAGCGACCACGCCGGGCACUGUUUUGACUGGAAGUACCAGUCCAGCAUCAACAGACAUCGACGGGACAAUAGCACCCUCCCUCGAGACUAUCCCGGCUCCUCAAUACUGGGACCAGCCGAUAGGAUUUUCCCAUGAUGUGCCGAACGAUACUACAACACCAACAGGCAGUGUCGGAGGCCAAACUUUGCGCCCGUCAAAUACCAUCGACGGUCUCAAUGCCAAUCGAAUAGCACCACAUCCACAGCUGCUGGCGCAGUUCACGGCGGGAGGAAAGCCCACAGCAGAGGGUCGAGAGCUGACUCUGUUUCUAAACCACCUGGUAGACCACAUUCGCAACGUCUCGCCGGAUCGGGUCUGCUACGACGAUGAGCACAACCAGGAUGUAAUUAUUUCGGCCGUUCUGAAAGGCUGGAAGUUCGCGCUGUCCCGCUACGAGCAGAUCUGUCCCUUGUGGGAGGUACUCCAGAUGGUCGACCUGUGCCUGUUCAAGGAGUGUAACAUGAUCGAGCGGGUUAGUUGUCUUCGCAUGCUGCACAAGCGGUACAUGUUUGAGACAAAGAACGUGGCAGUACAAGUAGAGGGCCCGCUGCCAGCUUGGUUCCAGCCUCACGUAACGGAGACCCUCAUCGCCCACGAACCAGUCAUCGAUCAUUUGACAUGGCCCAAACUCAGAGAGCGAAUGAUGUCCUCGCAAACCGAUAUGCUCACGAACAAGUUCUGGGCUCUCUUUGCACGAAACCUCCGAGUCGCAUGGCAAUUCGAGCCGUUCGACAUCAUGGCUGUUUCGCCCAGGUCUUCUAUGUACCACCUCAGCAAUAGAUUUGAGAGUGGCCUAUUGGACAUGGCGAACUGGCGCAUGGAUAUCAACUUCUUCUACGACUUUCCUGGUCUGGCAGACGAUAUCCCAGCGGCGAAUUAUAUGCCCUUGACACAAAUCCAGCCUCGAUUUGGCUUGAUGGAACGAAUGCUACUACAGCAACAGGAACAGCAGAGAAUGAUGAAUCAGCAGAGACGAGGGACAUAUGCUGGCGAGCUUCCGCCACGCACUACGCACGUCGUGUCCGAGGAGGCGAUGUAUGAAACGACGGGUCCAGUUUCGUGGAAUCAUUUCUAUACUUGA